Lactuca saligna is the source of this 786-nucleotide messenger RNA. The record is from the annotation of a GenBank genome assembly. NCBI's taxonomy places the organism in Eukaryota, Viridiplantae, Streptophyta, Magnoliopsida, Asterales, Asteraceae.
AUGGAUGUCAGUACUUCUUCUAAGAUUCAAUCAAGAAAUCAAUGGAAAUCGCUAACACACAUGCCAUUUGAAGUGAUGGAGAAAAUAAUAGUCGACUUGGCAAAAAUUUCAGUAGUCGAAGCUAUCAGGAUGAAGAGUGUUUGCAAAUUCUUCAACGAGGCAGGAAAAACGGAUGAAGUAUAUAAACAUAUGGAGUUAGAUGGAUUACGAUUUUGUGGUUGGUCUGACCAGAAACAUGCAGUUGUCAAAAAACGCAUAGAGAUGAGAAACCCAAAUAUUCUAUUCAGGAAUGGAUUGGAUGAGUGCUUUGAUUAUCAUAAUUUUGAUUUAGGAUUGACUUUGUUGAGACAAGCAGCAUAUGAAGAUCAUCUUGAGGCAAUUUAUUUGCUUGGAAUGGUCUACAUUUCAAGAGUGCAUCAUCAAUGUGAUGAAGUUCCGAAUGACGGGGAGUACACGGGUGUUGUUGAUAGUGCUAAAGAUUUGUUGCGGGCUGUUGAUGUUGUUCUUAGACUUACAACGAAUAACAUCACAUUCCAAUGUGAAGACCUACGUCAUUCUGUGAAAGGUGGAUUGACAAUAGGCUAUGAAGAGGAUGAGGAUAGACAAAGAUAUUGCACAGUUUCUCGUUGGAAUGAUAACUUUGUAUUCUUGCUAAGUAAUUGGAAUCAAACUCCUGAUUUGCAAGCCAUGGACAGGGCUCAUAGCUUGGGUCAAACUAAAGAUGUUAUAGUGUACAAGUUGAUAUCCAUUGUGCAACAAACCAAAUAUUACUUAUUUGUUGGAUGA